Messenger RNA from Cydia pomonella (codling moth), 2285 nucleotides. RefSeq lists its product as uncharacterized. Bases 253 to 1740 code for a protein of 495 amino acids. Lineage: Eukaryota; Metazoa; Arthropoda; Insecta; Lepidoptera; Tortricidae. Gene Ontology annotation, molecular function: DNA binding. Gene Ontology annotation, biological process: DNA recombination; DNA integration. The record is from RefSeq and is a predicted model, not a curated record. The transcript has 3 exons.
AAAAUUAUACUCAAGCUUGUCCUCGAGGUUAGCAUUUAUCACAUGUAGUAACACAUACGGUGUCGCCAUUCACGCACUUUAUUUCGGAGACUUAGCGGCAAAAACAUUUGCUCAAACAUUUUUUUUUUUUUUUUGGCGGGUAUAUUGUAACUUAUCUUACCUGGCUUCUACCCGAAUUCGCGCCAUCAUUCACAUUUCAGUGCUCCGCCACUCCGCACGUGAAAAAUUACGCCGCGAAUAAACGAAAUAAUCAUGGUCAAACGUACACGUACGAAUUCAAAUGAUUAUGAGUGCAUUGCGAGAAAAGUUAAAAAACUCGAACGCAUGUUAAUUCGUGCACGGCGUAAACGUAGUGAUCGACAAGGAUCUGCCGCAUCGCUGUCGCCGUCUUCCGGAUCACAAUCGUCGUCGUCCAGUUCAUCUUCGUCACGGUCCAGGUCAGCUUCACCGCGCCCGCGGCACCGCGCACCCUCAAGACCUCGUUCGUCGCAGGAGCCGAUAAUCAUUGAAGACGUGCCCGACAACGAACAGGAAUCCAGUGUAAGGGUCAUCCACCCCGCGCCCGUCCGGCCAACGGAAAGAUUGGCCACACCUCUUCAGAUGCGCGCAGCAGAGAGCCCAGCAGCGCCUGCUCCACCGCUGACGAGAAGGUCUGCGCCUGCUUUACUUUCGACAAGCGCCGAGCCAGCCCCGACCCCACAAUUAUGCGUCGCUCAGGAGCAACCGAGAUAUUCACCAAAAGAUUACCCUGGUUGCAGGGAUCUUAUCAGGACGUCGAUGAUGAAGAAAUUUGUACCAGAAUCUGCAAUAUGCAUUAUGCUGGCCUCUCUGUCAAAUAGCUCACUAAAACAAUAUGAUUCUUGUCUCAAGAAAUGGUUUUCUUUUUGUAUUAAUAAUCAAGUAGAUGUUUACCAAGCAUCUGUUCCAAAUGUGAUUUCUUUUUUAACUGAUUUGUACCACUCUGGUGCUCAAUAUGGAACACUAAAUAGUUGCCGGUCUGCUCUUUCAUUAAUCUUAGGUGCAGACAUAGGCAAUGAUAAUCGUAUGAAACGUUUUUUCAAAGGCAUAUUUCGCUUACGUCCACCUUUACCAAAAUAUAGCAUGACCUGGGACACAUCUGUAGUUCUGAACUCUCUUGCAAAUUGGUAUCCAAAUGCAACUCUUAAUUUAGAAAAAAUAUCGAAAAAACUUGUAACGCUUCUAGCUUUAACAACAGCACAUCGAGUUCAGACUCUUUCCAAAAUUAACAUUAAGAACAUUGAGUUUCAUGUCAAUGAAAUUCAUAUAAAAAUUCCAGAUUUAAUAAAAACUUCGCGCGUUGGUGUUGCACAACCAACUCUUGUUUUACCAUAUUUCCGAGAAAGGCCGGAAAUAUGUCCAUGUGCUGCUUUACAUUCUUAUUUAGAUGUGACAAAAACUCUUCGUAGUAGUGAUGUCCUAUUUGUAAGCUUGAAUAAACCACACAGAGCAAUAACUUCCCAAACCUUAAGUAGGUGGAUUAAGAAUACUUUGCAAGAAUGUGGUGUUGAUAUAUCAAUAUUUACAGCCCACAGCACAAGACAUGCUGCGACGUCUAGGGCUCAUAGAUUAGGAGUCAAUUUAGAUGUAAUAAGGAAAACUGCUGGGUGGAGUGGUACCUCCAGCACGUUUGGACGCUUUUAUAAUAGAAUUAUUGUUAAAAAUAUCAAUUCCUGUACCUUGGCAAGAAGUAUAUUAAAUGAUUCAUUGUGUGACAAUUAACAAGGUGAUAAAAUAUUGUUUAAUUAUUUUCUGUUUGAUCUUACAGUUGUCCAUAAUUGGACUAAGAAUACAUUCUCUUUAUACUGAUUAACCUGACGUUUUUUCAUUCCAAGUAUCAUUCCUCUCAACAUCUACAUGUGAUAAAUGCUAACCUCGAGGACAAGCUUGAGUAUAAUUAAUGAUUAAACGAACUUACCUGAAGUGAAGUUCGAUCAUAAUUAUACGAUUAGCUUGUCCGAAGAGGUUAGCAUCCCACCCUCCCUAGGUAAACCCCUAGAGAAUUGAAAAGAAGGAGUGAAGAUUGCCUCUGAACUAAAUGAUGGCGCGAAUUCGGGUAGAAGCCAGGUAAGAUAAGUUACAAUAUACCCGCCAAAAAAAAAAAAAAAUGUUUGAGCAAAUGUUUUUGCCGCUAAGUCUCCGAAAUAAAGUGCGUGAAUGGCGACACCGUAUGUGUUACUACAUGUGAUAAAUGCUAACCUCUUCGGACAAGCUAAUCGUAUAAUUAUGAUCGAACUUCACUUCAGGUAAGUUCGUUUAAUCAUUAA